This is a messenger RNA of Lucilia cuprina (Australian sheep blowfly), 1489 nucleotides long. RefSeq lists its product as uncharacterized. The coding region runs from base 101 to 1423 and encodes 440 amino acids. The transcript is spliced from 2 exons. Lineage: Eukaryota; Metazoa; Arthropoda; Insecta; Diptera; Calliphoridae. The record is from RefSeq and is a predicted model, not a curated record.
AUUUAAAAAAUUUAAUUUAUUCAUUAUACAUAUAUUUUUUAUUUUGGUUUUCUUUUCCAAUUAAAAACCAUCAUAGACACACAUCAAAGAUCUAAACUCAAUGGCCUUAACGACCCCUAAAACCUUCACACUUGAUGAAUUAGCUAAAAUUGCCUUAGGAGCGCCAGAAUUAACUAAUGAACAUUUAAGUGUACUUCAAAGUCUCUUGAUUAUACUGUUGCAAAAACUUAAUUGCCACAAUGAAACAGUUCGAAUUCAAGGAUUUCCAGCGAAAUGUAUACAGAAGUUAUUAAACGAAACCACAAGCGAAGUGAAAUAUGAUUUUCAAAUGACAACAAUUAAAAGUUAUGAAGAAAAAUGGAAACUUUUAGAAAAGUUGGAAAAUAAAACACAAGAAAUUGAUGACAAAAUCGAAGAACAUUUCGAAGAAAUACGUAAAUAUCAUAAAACGAAUGUUUUCGAUCCCAUGUAUUGGGAUUUAUAUGCGGCACCCAAUGAAGAUUUGUGUACUCUUUAUACGAAACACAAUAAGGAACGUUGUUUGAUGGUAGGAAAUUCGGUUUUCAAUGUGGGCUUACGUAACCGUGUUUCAAUAUUUUUGGUAGAACGUGUAAAAGAAUAUGAGACUAAAAUCGAUAGCAUGGUGGAUAAGUUAAAAGAAAUUAAGCAAUUGGUCAAUAAGGCAGCAGGAAAGCAGAAAUGUAUUGAAUAUAUGGUAAAUGACAUCGAAGAUAUACGCAGUUGUUUGAAUAAAAAUGAACAAGUUUUUCGAGAAGCCAUGUUAGAGACUCAAGAAAUGCUUAAUUGUAAAUUAGAUCGUGUCACUUUGCCGGCAAUGAAGAAAUAUUUGGAGCAAAGAUAUGCGGAAAUAAAUGAAUUUUUAAAAGAAUUACAAAAAGAAUCAAGAAAAUGUCACAUCUUAAAACCUAUGCUAAUAGAAGACAAAAACUCAUGUCUGUCCUGUGGCCGCCAUAGGAAAUUGGUAUUAGGAAAACAAGUUCAGUCUAUGAAAACCAGUGAUGAGACAGGCGAUAAAUGUUUUUGCUUUAACUUGCAAAGAGAACCAACAAUUUUAGAAAAAGUGGAUAGACUAAAGGCUAAUAAUUAUAUGGUUUCAGCUUCUUCGGCUUUACGUGUUUCUCGACAAAGUACUUUUAAGAAAAACCAAUUGAAAUUGGAUAGCCAUGGUAUUCUAUCAAAUUAUACUAGUUCUAGUAUAUUUCCAAAACCAGACGCUUAUAUUGUAUCGGCUAUGAAAAAUCCUCAAAAGAAACAGCAACUGGAGAAAAGUGCCAUGGAAGCGGAAAAAUCCCAAAGCGUGGUUACAAUAGAUCCUUUAUACGGCGAAAGAGUUUUGUCCAUGCAAAUGUUAAGUAGACACAAUUCAAAAUCAAAAUCGGUACGAUUGAGUACAGUUUUUUAAAAUUUUAAACUUGUUCCUUGUAAUGAUGUAUAUUUGAAUAAAUAGUUUUUAAUUUUUCUAAAUCAA